AUGGCGAGUGCUCAGCUGAUACCAUCCACGACAGAGAUUUGUGAUGCCGACCCUUCCUCUGCGCCACUGCUUGCCAUACCUCGUCGCGUACAAGAACUCAAAGAGGGCCAGCCCAAGGAGAGCCCUCGCAAACGGUUGAAAGCUCGCGCUCGUCGCGGCCCUUCUCGUCGGUGGCGCGAACAAAUCAUCUCUGACCUACAAGAUGAUGAAUCCUUCAACAGGCACCUCGAUAUCCUUAAGAUCAUUCGCAGCAUCCCUGAGCUUAGAGACCACGCCCCUCAGCUUGCUAGCAAUAACCCAGUUACUCGAUCCUACACCAUCAAAUACCCACCCCGUGAUUUGAUUCCGUUCGAGAAAGAAGCCCGCUUUAUGCAUCUCUCAUACAGAGAGAUACAAGGAAUCAAAAGCCAGCUCUACCGAUCUGUCAAAAUACUGUACAACAACGGAGUCGGAUAUAAUAUCUACCCUCACCACCUUUAUUUGUACGGUUCCAGGUCCUGGGAUCUCACUCCUCUACUAUUUCUUGGAUCAGUCACGAGUUCCGACAUACUAGACAUUGGACAGUUGGAUUGGAAGGAGCAGAGAGCUCAUGUAUGUGAUCAAAUUGACCGCGUUUUCGCACCCCUGGAAAUUUACACUUUUCAAAAAGAAGCCGCCGAGCUGGCCAAGCAUGCGAGAGCAGAGAUGGAUCGGGCAACGUCUAUCAUCGACGAGAAGAACGUUGCCAUCGACGCAGCGAAAGCAGACUUAACAGAAGCACAGGCCAUUAUGGCGGAAGCAUUUCAAAUGAUGAAGAAUGCUCGCGCUACCAUGGAGGGAAUUAAUGCCACCACCAAGGAAAUCUACUCCUCCGUUGUCGACCCUCAAUGCGCCUGGGAUCGCGCACAGUUGAAAAAGGAGAAUGCAAACACAAAACUGAAACAGACGGAUGCUCUUACUGACAGAGCAAAUAAUCUCCUCCAGAAGUAUGGCAUUCCAAAGCUAAAUAAUGGAGUGGACGCAAAGGAUACCAUCUCACAUUCUGGUAUCAAACCAGAGGACAAUGCUGAGAUGAAAAAUGACAGCCCAACUAUAGACGCUAAAGCUACCAAUGAUUGCACCGCACAGCAUGAGGCUUCAACUGACCAAAUCAACUCCACAGAAGAGGGUAGAUUUGGCACAUGA
Messenger RNA from Trichoderma breve, 1164 nucleotides. RefSeq lists its product as uncharacterized. The record is from RefSeq and is a predicted model, not a curated record. Lineage: Eukaryota; Fungi; Ascomycota; Sordariomycetes; Hypocreales; Hypocreaceae. The transcript has a single exon. Bases 1 to 1164 code for a protein of 387 amino acids.